ACAAAGUGUGGGUCUCUAGUCCAGAACAGGCAAAGCUCAGUAGCAGCUUGAAUUGCAUAGCUGGCGGUGAACGGAGAGAUGGCCAUGGACGACUACGAUGAUGACAUGAGCAGCGUGGGCGUUACCACAGCCCGAAUAGAGAAUCAACAUCAGCAGCAGCAUGGCCAGCAAGGUCAGCAUGGAUACCACCAACAGGGACAUGGACAGAGCCAGUACAGCGCCGGGGCGGUGAAAGUGGGAGGAUGGCGAUACGAGGACGCCAGCCGCUACAUUGGCGAGUGGAAUCAGCGUGGCCAAAAGCACGGCAUCGGACACCUUCAGUUUGCAGACGGCACCCGCUACGAUGGCCAGUUUCAGGAGGGUCUCAGCCAAGGAGUAGGCUGCCUUUGGUUCGCGGAUGGCGCGAAAUACGAAGGUGAGUUUCACCAGGGCUGGUUUCAUGGCAAUGGAAUCUUCUGGCGCGCUGAUGGAAUGAAGUAUGAGGGUGAGUUUCGAGGUGGAAAAAUCUGGGGCCUGGGACUGCUGACGUUCCAAGACUUCACACACGGAUUCCCCAGAAACGAAGGCUUCUUUCAAGACUGCCGAUUCAUGAGGCGGCGUCGAUGUCCCGAGGUGGUUCAACGGGCUCAAAAGUGCGCUCUUAUGGCCCGUUCCCAGUGCGAGCACCCCUACUGAUUGGUGGCGUCAGAUCUGUUGUGUCAACCAAAAUGAAUUUAAAAGAAUUUAAAAUGUCCAAAUGUAUCAAAGGAAAAUAAAACAUUCUUACCUACCUGCUCUAAGUA
This is a messenger RNA of Drosophila eugracilis, 782 nucleotides long. It is a transcript of the gene rtp, whose product is annotated as MORN repeat-containing protein 4 homolog. The transcript is spliced from 3 exons. The record is from RefSeq and is a predicted model, not a curated record. NCBI's taxonomy places the organism in Eukaryota, Metazoa, Arthropoda, Insecta, Diptera, Drosophilidae. The coding region runs from base 79 to 675 and encodes 198 amino acids.